AUGGCUGUGUCCCCCAGGAUGGGCACGUUCGUGACCCUGGCGGAGGUGCUGGAGGCCCGGGGGUCACCUCUGGAGGAGGAUGAGGUAUGGUGUCUGCUUCUGGGCACUGCCGAGGCCUUAACGGACAUCUCCCACAAAGGUACCUGGACACAUUUAUAUCCCUUUCCUGACCCAUGAUAAUACCCACUGGCAGUUGCUAAAAUGACCUUUUGAUCUUAAAGGGAUUGUUCAUGGCCCAUUAAACAUUUGUCAGAUGUUUUCAGACCUCAAAAGUGGUCUAAUGUUGAGCUGAGUUCAUAAUCCAUGACUUCUGUUUUUAUAUGCAUCUUUAUGCAUUAGAAGAAAUAUGCCUCAAGCCCGAAACGUAUGGGAAAGAUAGGAACCACCAUAUCAUAUCAUGCUCUACUUCUAACGUCUGACGAACUUAGAUUUUUGGAGUGAAUUAUUCCUAUAGCCAUGCAGACAUGCAAGUUAAUAGUAUGGCUUUUGUCUUUGUCUUGUCGUUAGGUCCUGGUAACAUGUGCAGUGUACUGAGCCCUGGCUCUAUGUUGCUGUCAGCCCGUGGGAACCUUGCCUUUAAGAGCUGUGCCCGGUCAGGGGACCUGGGCUCCUUCACUGCUCCAGAGGUACAGGAGGGCCACGUUGCCUCCAACAGGACAGCCUCGGAAAAGGUUGUUCAAGAAAUCCUGAUCUUAGUGUAAUCGUAAUAGUACUACAUGUAUUUUAUAUAGAACUUCUCAUUACAAGUAGAAUUUCAAAGUCGCUUUAAAAACAAAAUAAACAAAAAACAAUAAAAUAAAUUGUAUCUCACUACUACUAGCAUGGUUCCAGAUCUGUCUGUGCUGUCUUGUAAACCCCUAUGGUCAUUGGUGUGACAUCUCACCGCUGUUUUGGCUUUUGACUUUUGGUUUUACAUGAAUUCCUCUGGAAGGAUUUUACUCAUUUUUCUUUUGGGUUUUCUUCAGAUGGUUGUAUAUUCCCUAGGAAUGACCCUCUACUGGUCCGUUGAUUAUCAACUACCUCAAAACCAGCCCAUUCAGCUGAGUGACAAACUGAACAACCUGUUGCUGAGUAUGUGUGAGGACAUGGCCCAGAGACGAGCGGAUCUCGUGACUGUGCUGGAGACCUGUGACCAGCACAUCAAGACUGCUCAACUGCCCCCACCAGAGAAGCUCAUCAAACAGCUAGUAGAAGAUGUGUUCAGGGACUCUGUGAGUUCACCCACAUUCCCUUUGGCUUAGGCAAUGCACCUGUAGUCAGUAUAGCUAUCACUGUACCUACCUGGCUGUUGUGUAUGCAAAAACCUGCUCUACAGUUAUACAUUUGGCAGUCAUACGUAAGUCAUCAACUCUUCAUCUUGUCCAUUUGUUAUCGAGAAGCUCAAAUUGAGAUCGGUCCCAGUUUGGUAUAGGCCUACACACAAAAGCAUCCAUUGAAGCAGUGGGGGAGACAUUAUGAAUUAAUUAACUCAAGCUGUUAUCUCUGUCUGUCUUCGUUUUCGAUGAGGCUAAUACCACAGCACCCCGCUGGUUUCUUAGUGAUGUAUACUAAAGCGUGCCAGGGUCACCCUACACUCCAUGUGCCGUCCAGCAUGCUGACACUAUAAGGUCAAAGUUCCUAGAAAUACAUUGGCCUCCAUAUUGUGACACUACGGACUCUUGGCUGGCUGAACCUCUAUCUCGGCUGCAAUCUAAAGCUGGGUUUCAAUUAUUUUAAUUGAGUUAAUUUGUGACAUACGGUUAUUUUUAAGGAUAGGUCCGUGCAACUUUUGUAAUUCAGUAGCUGUAAUUCUAUUGGGUUUUCUAGGUCGAUCACGUGUCCAUGGCUGAGAAUGGUCCUCAGCUUACUGACCGGAGUCAGAUGGUCAGAGAGAGGCUUCACAGUCUCUCAGGAAGUGCCUCGCACCAUAACUCUACCUGGGCACUGAGAAACAGAAGCGCCUCAACAUUCCAAGCCAAGCUCAGCAGAGGGUAAGAACCUGGCCGGCACAUUUCAAACAACAAAGGAUCAUUCUGACCGCAAUACAUAGUAUCAGCUUUACAAAUAUAGUUUUUUUUUUUUAAAGGGAUAGUUCACCCAACAGCCUGUGGAUAAUAAAUUAAAGAAUCCAUGUAUUGUCUUUUUUUAUUCCAGAAUUGCCCAGGGGUUACGUCACAGAGAGAGUUACUGCAGCUAUCAGUCCCGUAACCCCUGUAGCCCUUACCUGGAUGGCUUUCGCCGUGGCAGCAUUAGACCUAUACCAUACGUGUAUCUGAACGAGUCCACUGUCAGUCUUAAUGAAAAGAAAGCCAAGGUAUGAUAUCAUAGAGAGUCGUGUGACAUUUUGGGUUGAAAUAUCAGAACAUACACUAUAUAUACAAAAGUAUCUGGACACCCCUUCAAAUUAGUGGAUUUGGCCCUUGCAGCCACUCCCGUUGCUGACAGGUGUAUAGAAUCAAGCACACAGCCAUGCAAUCUCCAUAGACAAACAUUGGCAGUAGAAUGGCCUUACUGAAGAGCUCAGUGACUUUCAACGUGGCAUCCACCUUUCCAACAAGUCAGUUUGUAAAAUUUCUGCCCUGCUAGAGCUGCCCCGGUAAACUGUAAGUGCUGUUAUUGUGAAGUGGAAACGUGUAGGAGCAACAACACCUCAGCCGCAAAGUGGUAAGCCACACAAGCUCACAGAAUGGGACCGCCGAGUGCUGAAGCGUGUAGCGCGUAAAAACCAUCUGUCCUCGGUUGCAACACUCACUACUGAGUUCCAAACUGCCUCUGGAAGCAACGUCAGCACAAUAACUGUUCGUCGGGAGCUCCAUGAAAUGGGUUUCCAUGGCCGAGCAGCCGCACACAAGCCUGAGGUCACCAUGCGCAAUGCCAAGCAUCGGCUGGAGUGGUGUAAAGCUCGCCGCCAUUGGACUCUGGAACAGUGGAAACGCGUUCUUUAGAGUGAUGAAUCACACUUCACCAUCUGGCAGUCUGAUGGACUAGUCUGGGUUUGGUGGAUGCCAGGAGAACGCUACCUGCCCCAAUGCAUAGUGCCAACUGUAAAGUUUGGUGGAGGAGGAAUAAUGGUCUGGGGCUGUUUUUCGUGGUUCGGGCUAGGCACCUUUGUUCCAGUGAAGGGAAAUCUUAACGUUACAGCAUUCAAUUACAUUCUAGACAAUUCUGUGCUUCCAACUUUGUGGUAACAGUUUGGGGAAGGUCCUUUCCUGUUUCAGCAUGACAAUGCCCCCGUGCACAAAGCGAGGUCCAUACAGAAAUGGUUUGUUGAGAUUGGUGUGGAAGAACUUGACUGGCCUGCACAGAGCCCUGACCUUAACCCCAUUGAACACCUUUGGGAUUAAUUGGAACGCCGAAUGCGAGUCAGGUCUAAUCGCCCAACAUCAGUGCCCGACCUCACUAAUGCUCUUGUGGCUGAAUGGAUGCAAGUCCCCACAGCAAUGUUCCAACAUCUAGUGAAAAGCCUUCCCAGAAGAGUGGAGGCUGUUAUAGCAGCAAAGGGGGGACCAACUCCAUGUUAAUGCCCAUGAUUUUGGAAUUAGAUGUUCAACGAGCAGGUGUCCACAUACUUUUGGCUACGUAGUGUAGUUCUUAAUGUUUCGCUCUUUAUAUCUGCAGGAUAUGGGUCCCGAGUUUAUUCGAAUGUUAGACGAGCCACUGGUUGUCUUGGAGCUGCCCGGAUCCAUUGUGGUAAUUAUGACUUUUCAUCAUCAAGAGCUCCAUCACCAAAUGCUUUUUUACAUCAUCCCAACUGUCACCAGCCUGCCUUUAUAUUAAUCACUAUCUUUCUGCCUGUCAAUCCAGUCAAAGAAAGGGAAGUCUCCCUCCACUAUGAGGGAACUGAGUGUGGUCAUGCCAAACGGACAGAGCAUCCUGGUCAAGUGUGACGUCAAGUCAGGAGGCGGGGAUGUCUUUAAUAUGAUUGUUGCCCACUCCAACCUGGUUGAACACUUCUACUUCGGCCUUGCUUACAUUGAUGGUAAUUUACCAGUAUUAUACUGUAUGUAAUUUACUGUAAAUAAUUCACUGUGGUGUUUUGUUUUGAAUGGCUAUUGUCUAACAUUUCCUCUACCUGCUGAUUUGUCGUUGUUUAACUACAGUUCUGAAAGAGUUAUAGGUGGUCUUUAUGUGGUUCAUGUGUUAAACAUGUCACUCUUCUUCAUCUUGUCUCGGUUUUUAGAUAAUGAGUUUUUCUUCCUGGACAAUGACACAAAGAUAUCCAAGGUUGCCCCCGAGAGUUGGAAGAAAGUGCCUACCUCCACGUUUGUCCUUUUCUUCAGGGUCAAAUUCUUUGUCCACGACAUCUCUCUCCUUUUGUAAGUUCAGUACGACACAUCCUCUUAUGCUCACACUGUGUUGUAUUGAAGGACUAUAGAAUCCAUAGAGGUCAGGCAAUAUUGCAGAUAGUCCACCGCUUUCUCUAUGUAAGCAUAUUGUGGUUUUGUGACUGGCGUUUUUGGCAGGCACAAACUGACUCGUCACCAGUACUACCUACAGCUGAGGAAAGAUAUACUGGAGGACAGGUUGGCCUGCCAUGAAGAGACAGGCCUUUAUCUGGGUGCCUUGGCUCUCCAAGCAGAGUAUGGAGACUGCAUGCCUGAGGUGUUUUUUAUAUUUUAUUUUAGUUAUAUGGUUAUGAAGUAUCUUUGAUAUGCUGUAUCACACAAUUGUCACGUGAUUGGUCAAGGUCUAGGUGGAUUUAACUGCAUACUUAAAUAUCAAUUACCUUGUUCAUAUUUCGUUAUAUUAGCUCUGAAAAUGUUAUAGUUGAGUGAUGACUAACUUUGUCUGGUCUUUUCUAAAGGUUUAUGGGAGGAACUACUAUCGCCCAGACCAGUACGUUGCCAAAAGCAUCAUGGAGAAAAGAGCCUUGCCUUACCUAAAGGAGGAGUUGCUACAGUUACAUGCCAAUAACUCCACGAUGAGUACCGACGAGUCCGAGCUUGAGUUCCUCAAGGUAACAUGAACCAAUGUGUCACGCCCUGGCUCUGGGGACUCUUAAAUGUUGAGCCAGGGUGUGGAUUUUUAUUGUUUAGUUUUCUAUGUUUUAGUUUCUCGAUCGUGGUGAUCUAUGUUGGCCAGGGUGGUUCCCAAUCAGAGGCAGCUGUAGCUCGUUGUCUCUGAUUGGGGACCAUACUUAGGCAGCCUGUUGGCACCAGUUAGAUGUGGGAUCUUGUUCCGGAAAGGUUUGUUGUGUUAUAACCUCAGGACUUCACGUAUCGUUUGUUUGUUGUUUUGUUCGUGAGUUAAGUACAAAUAAAGAUGUACACUUACCACGCUGCGCCUUGGUCCAUGUCUUCCAAUAACGAUCGUGACACAAUGAAAACACUCCAUAGAGUUCUACGGUUAUAUUAACGUUAUUAAUUCCAUACUCAGUGGACUGAUAUUUGAAUCAUUACACCAAAAGGCUGUGGCACCUGCACAGUGCAUUAAAGGUGAACAUAUGGUAAUACUAUAUAGUACACGUUUGGCUUGUAUUCUUAGCCCUUGCGGGAAGCUUGCGUGUUGGCAGUUCCCGGUUUCCACUAGAUUCCACAGCACGUCAUAAUAUCAUAACAAUUCAUGAAAACAAAAUGUGCUUCCUGGUCUUAAUUUAAGGUUAGCAGUGUGGUUAAUGUUAGGAUUAAGGUUAUGGUUAAAGAGAAAUUGUAGAAACAAGCAUGGUUUAUGACUUUGUGGCUGUGGAAGCUAGCGAUGACCCAGUUCUAACGACUAACUUCCUUCCCAGGCCACCCAGCAGCUUCCUGAGUACGGCGUUCUGUUCUACCGCGUGGGCCACGAGAAGAAGCCAGUCAUCGGAGAGCUGAUCCUAGGAGUGUGUGCCAAAGGAGUCAUAGUGUAUGAGGUUAAAGAUAGCUCCCGCUCCACAAGUCAGACAUUCCACUGGCGGGAAACAAACAGUAUCUCCUCCUCUGUGAGUAUUAUGCCUUUUUAGAUCAUGCAAAACUAUCACGUUUUAGGGAAGACCCAGAUGCAGACAGUGUCGAAGUAACAAAAGUGUAUUACUAGAACAGGGGGCAGGCAGGCUCAGGGUCAGGGCAGGCAGAAUGGUCAAAACCGGGAAAACAGGAAUUUGAAAAAGACAGGAGCAAGGGGGAAACCGCUGGUAGGCUUGACGAGACAAGAUGAUCUAGCAACAGACAAACAGAGAACACAGGUAUAAAUACACUGGGGAUAAUGGGGAAGAUGGGCAACACCUGGAGGGGGGUGGAGACAAUCACAAAGACAGGUGAAACAGAUGAGAGUGUGACAAAAACUCUUGUUUAUUUACAUUUAAAGUGGCACGCCAGUCUCCAUUUCACCUCAUUUAACACCUGAUUUACUUAACAAAAGGCACAUCUCAAUAGGUGGUCCAGGUAUCCUCAUGACAUGGCAGUGGACCUUUCCUCUUUUGUUCUCUAUUGCUCCUCUAUUGUUCCUCAAGCAAGUGGGAGGCCGAUGACAUCAUAUUUGACCAUCAGACCAACUCCUUGAAUGGCCUACUCCUUGAAGUUUUCAGUUGUGUUUAAAAUGACACUAUUAUGCACAAAACAUUUUUGUUUUACCCUUUAGUGUGUGUAUUUAUAUUUCAGCUGUAAAAGUUUUAAAAAAUCGCUAGAGGACGUCUUUCAAAUUGACUUCUAAACCUUUAACAUUUUCCUUGGAAUAGCACUUUAAUAAAUGGAGCUGAGGAAUAUUGGAAGUGUCACGCGAUGUGUAUGCGGUCAGCGAAGUCAAACGCAGGACACAGAGCGGCUGGCAACGUACUUUUACUGAACACAGUAAAUCUCGUACAAAAACAACAAACCUUCAAACAGGGAGGAAAACACAAUAACCCGUACACCAAAGCAACUGCCGGAAUGACAAAGAACAAUCACACACAAUACCCAAUAAGAGACAGGGGGUAAUAUAGGGAAUACAAUACAACAUAAUGGGAAACAGGUGAAAACAAUAAAGACCAAACAAGACAAACACCGAAACAUCGAUCGGCAGUAGCUAGUACUCCGGGGACGACGAACGCCGAAGCCUGCCCGAGCAAGGAGGAGGAGCAGCCUCGGCUGAAGUGAAUAUAAUUGAAUAUAAAGUGUUUGUUUUGCCAGUGAAUUUUGCAGCUAUUGUUGUUUUGCUGGCUAGUUAUGUCUGUAAUUGCCUUAACCCCUCCUUGCUCUCUGUCCCACCACAGUACCGGAAAUUUGUCAUUGAGAGCAGAGGGAGUAAGAAAAAGCACACCUUUGUCACAGAGAGAUCCAAGACGGCCACGUACCUGUGCAACCUCUGCUCUGCCCAGCACAAGUUUCACAAUGAGAUGAACUCUCGCCAGCUCGGCCACAGUCUGGCCUCAGGUCAGAACAUUUUAUUAUGACAUCAUAACUGGUAAAGUCACAUGGUCAAGAAAAAAACUCCUGGCCCAAACUAUAACCACUACUACAUUCCUGUUAAUAGUGUCCCAGGGACAGCUUGUUCGGAUUCUAUACAGUGUGUGUCCUGUUCUUGGUGAAUCUUUUUUGCCAGAUUCUUCAGCCAUACACAGUAUAUAGCUUAUAAACUAUAUAUCCCGCUAAUGUACCAUGUGGGUUUAUUGAUAGGCCAAACAGGGAAACUUCUGGAUCUUGGGAGUAUAGCACAGUUAUUGGAUCUACAUUUACACCUAUCUUGAUUUCACUGUAGCCACCUUUGACCAACCUUGAUUUGAACUAAAAAGCUUUUUCUCUUUUCAGAGGACAACAUAGUUCAAUACGCAGCAGUGUGUCGGGCACAGAACAGCCAGAUGAACAGCCGGAUGAACAACCAGAUGAACAGCCGUAUGAACAGGUACUCUGAGACCGUACUGACAGACAGCGGUCUGACCACACCGCAGGAUGGCUCCAUGAACAAACUGUGUGAUGACAUCGCGGCCAAGAUCGAGGCGCGGAUCAAACAGCAGCGUGUCCUCCACGAGCAGGGGUAGGAGUGAUGGAGAGCAUACCCACUGGGCACAGACACCGGUUCAACAUCUAUUUUUGAAUUACAUUUGGUUGAGUUGUCAACUAACGUGAAUUCAACGUGAAAUCAACAAAAAAAUGCACCAUGUCUUUGGAUUUAGGUUAAAAGUUGGGUGAAAAAAAAUAUAUAUGUCCUUUACGUUGAUGACUUCUUGCAAAUUCAAUCAGUUUUCCAUGUUGAUUUAACGUCAUCACAUUGAUUUAUUUUGUUGAAAUGACGUGGAAACAACGUUGAUUCAACCAGUUUUUGCCCAGUGGGUAAAGUACCCUUCUCUGUAUUAUUUCUUUCUAUAUACAGUACUGUACAUUCCUUUGCAUUUAAUUGAUUUUAUCUUUGAAGUAUUUCUAUAUGUCAUUUAUUAUUAUAUUAUAUUAUAUUAUGAUUUAUUAUAUCAUUUCUCCCUGUAUAAUUUCCAGCAGAAGGAGACCAUUGCCUGGGAACCUGUCUCCAGCCCUGUCUCGUGGGUCUGGGAAGUGUGGGUCAGAGGCCAACCCCAUGUCCUCAGCAGGAAGAGGUAUGGAUAGAUGAUCAGCUCCUAAGAAAAUUAACCUCUUAACACUGGGUAAUCAGGGAUCAAGUGUUGACAUUCUGGAAGCAUUCCAAAGCCGAGCACUGUGCGGAAGACAUCUAGCGGCGGUACUUUUGUCAACAUAUGUUUUUGUUUUGUUCAAUAGAUACCCAAACGAAGAGUGUCAUAACAGAGAGGGAAGUCAUUUGUGUGUCCUUAAAGAAAGACCCGAAGCUCGGCGUCGGUAAGUUCAUCGCUUACAACUUUGAGUCAUAUAUCCAUUAAAGGAUAUGUUAUAGAGUAGAAUUGAAUUGAAAAGUCAUAGUUUCAGAGCCACCCUUUUAUCUAUUCAGGUGUUGUGAUAGUUGGAGAAGACACAGUGGGGAAGUACGACCUUGGUAUCUUCAUAGCAUCCAUCGUGCCGGGAGGACCAGCGGAUAAAGAUGGCCGCAUCAGACCUGGUAGGUGACCAGGUUCUAUUUCCGGGCUUCUCCUCACAAAGUUCACACCGGAUUAUGACGUCUGGGUACAUUUGUGAACAAUAGCCUUGCAUGCCAGGUUUCUUUUUUAAGCUCUCAUGUGAGCUUUUCUCUUGAUACUCUGCUGGUUAAUUAAUCAUGAAUAGGGCCCUAUCUACACUCUUAGAAAAACAGUUGCUAUCUAGAACCUUAAAGGGUUCUUCAGCCAUCCCCAUAGGAGAACCCUUUGAAUAAACCUUUUUGGUUGCAGGUAGAACCCUUUUGGUUCCAGGUAGACCCCUUUUGGGUUCCAUGUAGAACCUGUUCUACAGAGGGUUCUACAUGGAACCUAAAAGGGUUCUACCUGAAACCAAAAAGGGUUCUACCUGGAACCAAAAAGGAUUCUCCUAUGGGGACAGCCGAAGAACCCUUUUGGGACAGUUUUUUUUCGGAGAGUAGAUGCAACCCCCAGUCUCCUUUCUUAUCCCUAUUUCUAUGGUGUUUACAGAUCUGAAGGAAUUGGAUGGGGGCUAAGGGUACAGGUUGAUUCUGGACCAGGACUAGAUGGACACCAACAACAUGAUUAUUCUUAUUUAUUCAUAUUUACAUGAAAUGUUGUGGUGAUGUUCUCCCUCAGGUGGGCGUCUGAUCUCUCUGAACCACACCAGUCUGGAGGGUGUGACCUUCAGUGAGGCUGCAGAGGUCAUGCAGAACAGCCCACAGGAGGUCACACUCAUCGUGGCCCAGCCCAAAGGUACUGGAUGUGCGUAUAUGUCUCUGCUCUGUUCAGGCUCAUUUACAUUUAGUGAUAAACUAUAUUUUUUAAGUAGACUGGCUUUUCAGCUAGAUGUUUUAGAUAGAGCUCCAAAUGCUUAGGUUACUGGGAUUUUACAUUUUUGUCCUCUCUGGAUCAUCACUACAUACAUGGCCAGACUUUCGUUCUAACUUUUAUUACAAUGUGGAUUUGUUUUUGUGUUUUGUUGUUGUUUUUUUACAGUUUCCUCGACACCCAACAACAUGAGAUCUCUGCUAUUGAAGAACUACGAGUCCCAGACCAAUUUGAUGACUGACGUGCGCUCUGGGGAGGACGACCUGGAUGAGAUCGUGUCUGUCAUGUUGACCCCAAAGACUGGCAGUAGACUGCAACUCCCUGAUGUACGCAUUCUCAACGCUCAGGUAACCAAUGGUUAUACUCUACAUACUGCAUGUGCUAAGAUUGGGGAACAAUUGUAUUGAUUUUGUACACAAACAAGACAACGAACAUUAGCAAUCAACUCCACAUAAUGUCAAUUAAAUUAAAGAAUAGAAACAACUACAAUACAAUCUGGCCUUUUUUGUGAAUUGUAUCAUUAAUCUUAAUUUUAUCAUGAACUCUUAUUCCCUAUCUAUUUUCCAGGACGCCUGCUCCAGGUCUCCUUGCACAAACUGCUUCAGGAGUGAUGAGAUCUUCGUAGAGCUGAAGAAGAAAGCUGGAGGUGGCUUAGGGAUCAGUAUCGCUGUGAGUUAACUCACCAACCCUGCUAUUUCAUUAGGGAUCAGUAUUGCUGUGAGUUAACUCACCAACCCUGCUAUUUCAUUAGGGAUCAGUAUCGCUGUGAGUUAACUCAACAGCCCUGCUAUUUCAUUAGGGAUCAGUAUCGCUGUGAGUUAACUCACCAACCCUGCUAUUUUACGCCUAACUCCCUAUGAUAGUGCUAGAAAUUACUGUUAUACACAUGAUAUAACCUCACACUCCGGCCAGAGAAGCCAUAGAGAACAUUUCCCACCCAAUACCCCAAGAGAGGGUCAGAAACCCCCCCAUUUCCUCCUCAACAUCUGAUUUGAGAUCAGUGAUCUCACACCAUUGUAGGAAAAGGGUUUAUUUUACUGGUCGGUGGUACUACAGGGGGAUGGACCUACUGUAUUUAAGUCUAUGGGAUGGACAAAUUCGUCUGGACAGGAAGUCAGCUGCUCCUGUGUCUCUGGGUAAUCCCUUAGACCCCUGGGGUUAAUCACCUUGGAGGGGCUGAAGCUGGACAUGCUAGAGCCUGCAGUUUGGAGCCUUCCUGCUUACUGGACAGUACAGUAGGCUAUGAGAGGAGGGGGGAGGGAGGAGAGAGAGAGAGGGGGGGGGGGGGAAGGGAGAGAGAGGGGGGGGGGGGAGAGGAGAGACAAGGGAGAGAAGGAUAGAGAGGGAGGGAGGGAGGGAGGGAGGGCGGGGGGAGAGAGAGAGAGAGAGAGAGAGGGAGGGAGGGAGGGAGCGGAGGGAGGGAGGGAGGGAGGAGGGAGGGAGAGGCCGCAGAGAAAAGGAGGAGUCCCAGCCUACCGAGACAUCAUGAAGAUGCCUGUUAAUUCUCAUUUGGCCUGACUGGGAUUCGGAUGAUGUGAAGGGGGAUCAGGGAUGAGAGCAUACCACACCACACGCCUGUUGUGUCUGUUGGCAAACAUUCUAUUUGUUUACCCCCUCCGUGUGAGAGACAGAGAGACAGAUUGUAAGAUUUUAUAACCCAAUAAACCCACAUUAUUCCUUUUAAUCUUGACUCCUCCCUCUCUCAUAGCAGCCUGAGGGCUCUAUUUUCGGCUGGCGUUAAGCCAGUGUAAUUGUCAAACGCACGCCCUAGUAAAACCGCCGCUCUUCUGUUUUCAAACCCUAGCGCCAGGAUUGGUCAUUUAGAUGUCUUAUAUGAGCUCGCUUGCGCUGAGGUGGGCAGGGUGGCAAAAUCUGAGGUGUGUCCUUAAAAACGUGCCCCAAAAUGCAGAUUUCAGGCAGCACUGGUGGGGAUAUUUAAGACUAACCAAAAGCUGGUCUUAGCGGUAACAUGGUUGGUUAUGGUGUGGAUUUUGACAGUGGAAACACAGCCUAUCCAGCCGUGAUGCACAGUGCCCAUAUGCACAUGGAACAAGAGCGAUGUGCUUUUUGUGCCCGUAAACCUUGUAUUUAGAAACAUAAAAAAAUGAUGUUUGAUUAAAAACCAAUCACAGUCUCCCCUCCUCUCAAUGAAGACUGCUUUUUUUCCUUCGCCAAGUAGUCAAGAGGAUCAGAAAAGGGUUUGCCUCGUGAGACCACAUACAGUCAUUCUUAAAUCACCAAAGCUUUAUUAAAAGAUUGUUAAUUUGUAUCUAUGUAGGCUACUGAACAUUAUUUUAACCAGCUCCUGUUAUGGUUUUUGGCUUUAAAAACCCUCCCUGUAUCCUACUGUAUAUGCCCAUCAUGAAACUAGAGAUGAGAUGAUCCGGUGACACUCGUAUUUAGAAACAUUGAAGUUAUUUUCCUGUAACAAUUGCUUGUUUUCCAUUUCGUAAAAAAUUAAUAAUAAUCCUUUAUAGGCUACCCUUACCCUACUAUAACUAAAGCUGGUUCAAUAACGUGUCUGGUGUCUUAUCCUGACCAUGCAUUAUCCAAGUAGCCUAGCCAUAAAAGGUUUAUACAUGGUCUACUCGUGAGGCUUUUGCCAUCAUGCUUUUGCAUUUUUCACCAUUCACAUAGGCCUACCUGCAGUGCGAACUCCAUUCGACUUGUAUACAUCCCCAUUUCCAAAGAGCGCCGGUUACCAAAGACUGGCUGCUCCAAACUUAUUUAAAUUAUUCAGUCAGAUAAGGCCAUAUCAAUGGUAGGCCUAGGUUAUAUCUUGCUUAUUGAGAACGUGCUUCACACAUACAAUACAAUUUACGGUAGUCUAGUAUGUUUUAUUUCUGUCACGGUUUCGGCCGAGGCUGCCUCUCUCCCUUGUUCGGGCAGGCUUCGGCGUUCGUUGUCUCCGGAAUACUAGCUGCCACCGUUGUAUGUUUCAUGUUCGUUUGCUUUUGUCUGUUUGUUGUGACACCUGUUCUCGUUUAGCGUAAUUAGUGUCCUAUAAGUUUCUCGUUGUGUUUGUCUAGUGUUGUGUGUUAUUGAUUUUGGUCUGUCGUGUGUAGGGCUUAUGUUCGCUAUUUCGCUCGGUUGAGCUUUCCUCCACUGCGUUGGAGUGUUACGCACCUGUUAGUGCGCUUUUUUGUUUAUUCACCUUCGUGCGUAAUUUUUGCCUUCGGGCAAGUCGUGUCAUAUUUUCCUGUUUGGAGAUUGACUAAAGUCUGUUGGACUAUCCUUCGGUGUUCUGCGUUUGAUUCCACCACUACACCCACCUACAGCACGCGUGACAGAAUAACACACCAUAAAUGGAAUCAGCAGGAGCCGCAGCAGCCCAGACGACGCUGGAGGACCAGGUCCGGGAACAACGGGACCAGAUCCUGCAGAUGGGGACCGCACUGCAGGAGGUGAUCACCACCAUCCGAGGCUGGGGAACGCCUCCACCGCCACCCUCCCUGCCAGCACCAUCGGCCAGUCCGCCCAUUCCCGCACCGGAACCCCGAGGAGUCCGACUCUCGCUCCCGAGGGCCUACGAUGGGACCGCGGCCGGGUGUCAGGGAUUCCUUCUCCAGGUGGAGCUGUACCUGGCCACCGUGCACCCGGCGCCCUCGGGACAUGAGAGCGUGUCCGCCCUGAUCUCCUGCCUUUCCGGGAAGGCAUUGGAAUGGGCCAACGCGGAGUGGAGGAGGAUCGACGCGGACACCAUCACGUACGACGAGUUCUCCCGCCGCUUCAGGGCGGUGUUUGACCAUCCCCCGGAGGGGAAAGCGGCGGGGGGAGCGUCUGGUCUUCCUCCGGCAGGGGAGGAGGAGUGCCCAGGAGUUCGCCCUCGAAUUCCGUACUCUAGCGGCAGAUGCAGGGUGGAAUGAUCGGGCUCUCGUCGAUCACUACAGAUGUAGUCUACGAGAGGACGUCCGUCGGGAGCUGGCCUGUAGGGACACCAGCCUCUCGUUCGACCAGCUGGUCGACAUGUCCAUCAGGCUGGAUAACCUGCUAGCUACCCGCGGACGUCCCGAGGGGGGGUCCGUCCAUUUCACCCUCCAGCGCCUCCGAGCCGUGCCCCAUGGAGCUCGGGGGCGCUGGCGCUAGAGAGAGGAGGGGUCGGCUUACUAGGGGGUCCAUCUCCUGCACCAACUGUGGUCGGGGAGGACACACCGCGGCUAGGUGCUGGGGAUGGCCUCCUAGGGGAGAGGACGACAGGUCCCGCACUGGGGAUUCCUUCCAGGUGAGUAGGCGCCCCACUCACCCAGAGCUCUCUGUUGCACAUUUCUGUAUACCUGUGAGUUUUCCACAGGUAGCACCUCAUUCCCAGCAUAAGGCGCUGGUAGAUUCAGGCGCGGCUGGGAAUUUUGUUGAUAAGAAGUUUUGUUUAGCCUUAGGGAUUCCCCUUCUUCCUGUUGAUGUCCCUUUCCCCGUUCAUGCCCUAGAUAGCCGUCCGUUGGGUGCGGGCUUGAUCAGGGAGGUCACUGCGCCACUUAGGAUGUGUGCGCAGGGGGGUCAUCAGGAGAUGAUUCAGCUAUUUCUGAUUGACUCGCCUGCGUAUCCGGUGGUGCUGGGCAUGCCCUGGUUGAGUACCCAUAACCCAUUUAUUUCGUGGCAGGAGAGGGCUCUGAUGGAGUGGUCUGCCCAGUGUGUGGGUCGAUGUUUGGGCGUUUCCGUAGGGGCUACCUCGGUGGAGAGUCCAAACCAGGUGCCCGCAUUGCACGUUCCCCCUGAGUAUGGGGAUUUGGCCAUCGCGUUUAGUAAGUCGAGGGCGACGCGGUUGCCACCCCAUAGGCAGGGAGAUUGUGCGAUAGACCUCCAGGCAGGAGCUGCGCUCCCACGGAGCCAUGUGUAUCCUCUGUCUCAGGAGGAGAAGAAAGCUAUGGAGACUUACAUAGACGAAUCUCUGAGACAAGGAUACAUACGGCCUUCCACUUCCCCUGCGUCCUCGAGUUUCUUUUUUGUGAAGAAGAAGGAUGGGGGUUUACGCCCGUGCAUCGAUUACCGUGGUCUCAAUCAGAUCACGGUGAAGUACAGUUAUCCACUCCCGCUGAUUGCGACCAUGACUGAGUCCUUGCAUGGGGCGCGUUUCUUCACUAAAUUAGAUCUCAGGAGCGCGUACAACUUGGUGCGCAUCAGGGAGGGCGAUGAAUGGAAGACAGCCUUUAGUACCACCUCGGGCCAUUACGAGUAUCUUGUCAUGCCAUACGGGUUGAUGAACGCUCCGUCAGUUUUCCAAUCAUUCGUGGAUGAGAUCUUCAGGGACAUGCAGGGGCAGGGGGUCGUUGUGUACAUAGAUGACAUUCUCGUGUACUCGCCUACCCGUGUCGAGCAUGUGGCCCUGGUGCGCAGAGUGUUGCGGAGGCUGGUGGAGCACGACCUGUAUGUUAAGGCAGAGAAGUGUCUGUUUUUCCAGGAGUCGGUCUCCUUUUUGGGGUAUCAGUUGUCUGCGUCAGGGGUGAAGAUGGAGGUAGACCGGGUGUCAGCCGUGCGUAAUUGGCAAACACCAACCACUGUGAAGGAGGUGCAGCAGUUUUUGGGGUUUGCGAAUUACUACCGGAGGUUUAUCCGGGGUUUUGGACAGGUGGCAGCUCCCAUCACGUCUCUCUUGAAGGGGGGUCCGGUGCGUCUGCAGUGGUCUGCCGAGGCGGACAGGGCGUUUGGGAGGCUGAAGGACCUGUUUACCUCGGCUCCGGUGCUGGCGCAUCCGGAUCCCUCUUUACCAUUUCAGGUAGAGGUGGACGCGUCUGAGGCCGGUAUAGGAGCCGUGCUUUCACAACGGUCAGGCGCGCCACCUAAACUCCGCCCCUGUGCUUUUUAUUCCAAGAAGCUCAGUCCGGCGGAGCGAAACUAUGACGUAGGGGACAGGGAGCUGUUAGCCGUGGUACAGGCCCUAAAGGUGUGGAGGCACUGGCUUGAGGGGGCUCAACACCCUUUCCUCAUUUUGACGGACCACCGUAACCUGGAGUACAUCCGGGCAGCGAGGAGGCUGAACCCUCGGCAGGCUAGAUGGAAUAUGUUUUUGACCCGGUUUACAUUUAAGAUCACGUACAUCCCUGGGUCACAGAACGGUAAGGCAGAUGCGCUGUCUCGGCGGUAUGACACGGAGGAGAGGUCCGUGGAGCCCACUCCCAUACUGCCGGAGUCGUGUCUGGUGGCACCGGUAGUGUGGGAGGUCGAUGCUGAGCUCGAUUGGGCGUUACGCACCGACCCUAGUCCACCACAAUGCCCGGAGGGUCGGAAGUACGUUCCGCUCGAGGUUCGGGAUCGAUUGAUCUAUUGGGCUCACACGUCACCCUCCUCUGGACACCCGGGUAUCGGCCGGACAGUGCACUGUCUUAGUGCCAAGUACUGGUGGCCCACGUUGGCAAGGGAUGUGAGGGUUUAUGUUUCCUCCUGCUCGGUGUGCGCCCAGUGUAAGGCGCCUAGACAUCUGCCUAGGGGUAAGUUACUACCCCUGCCCGUUCCACAACGACCAUGGUCCCACCUCUCGGUGGAUUUCCUUACUGACCUUCCUCCUUCACAGGGGAAUACCACUAUACUGGUCGUUGUGGACCGGUUUUCUAAGGCCUGUCGUUUGCUCCCCAUGCCGGGCCUUCCUACCGCCCUGCAAACUGCCGAAGCCCUAUUCACCCAUGUGUUCCGGCACUACGGGGUACCCGAGGAUAUUGUGUCUGAUCGAGGUCCCCAAUAUACCUCCAGAGUCUGGAGAGCUUUUAUGGAGCGGUUGGGGGUCUCGGUGAGCCUCACCUCGAGUUACCACCCGGAGAGUAAUGGGCAGGUGGAACGUGUGAACCAGGAUGUGGGUAGGUUUCUUAGAACAUACUGCCAGGACCGGCCGGAGGAGUGGGCAAGGUACGUUCCCUGGGCCGAAAUGGCCCAGAAUUCCCUACGCCAUUCCUCCACUAACCUAACCCCUUUCCAAUGUGUGUUAGGUUACCAGCCGGUUCUGGCACCUUGGCAGCAGAGCCAGAUCGAGGCUCCUGCGGUGGAUGAGUGGGCGCGGCGCUCGGAGGAGACAUGGAACGCUGCACACGUCCACCUGCAGCGGGCCCUCCGACGUCAUAAGGCGAGCGCCGAUCUCCACCGCAGUGAGGGACCGGUGUACGCACCUGGUGAUCGAGUCUGGCUCUCUACCAGAAACCUGCCCCUCCGCCUGCCCUGUCGGAAACUGGGUCGGCGGUUUGUAGGGCCAUUUAAAGUCCUGGGAAGGUUGAACGAGGUGUGUUACAAAUUACAACUACCUGUUGAAUAUAAAAGUAUUAACCCCUCGUUCCAUGUGUCCCUUCUCAGGCCGGUGGUAGCUGGCCCACUCCAAGAAAGUGAGAUCAGGGAGACUCCUCCGCCCCCAUUGGACAUCGAGGGGGCACCGGCGUACUCCGUGAGGUCCAUCUUGGAUUCGAGACGUCGGAUGGGGGGUCUCCAAUAUCUUGUGGAGUGGGAGGGGUACGGUCCGGAGGAGCGGUGCUGGGUGCCGAGGAGAGACAUUUUGGACCCGUCUCUCCUGACGGAAUUCCAUCGUGGGCACCCGACGCACCCUGCUCCGCGUCCUCCGGGUCGUCCCCGAGGCCGGAGUCGGCGCACGUCUGGAGCCGCGCGUCAAGGGGGGGGGUACUGUCACGGUUUCGGCCGAGGCUGCCUCUCUCCCUUGUUCGGGCAGGCUUCGGCGUUCGUUGUCUCCGGAAUACUAGCUGCCACCGUUGUAUGUUUCAUGUUCGUUUGCUUUUGUCUGUUUGUUGUGACACCUGUUCUCGUUUAGCGUAAUUAGUGUCCUAUAAGUUUCUCGUUGUGUUUGUCUAGUGUUGUGUGUUAUUGAUUUUGGUCUGUCGUGUGUAGGGCUUAUGUUCGCUAUUUCGCUCGGUUGAGCUUUCCUCCACUGCGUUGGAGUGUUACGCACCUGUUAGUGCGCUUUUUGUUUAUUCGCCUUCGUGCGUAAUUUUUGCCUUCGGGCAAGUCGUGUCAUAUUUUCCUGUUUGGAGAUUGACUAAAGUCUGUUGGACUAUCCUUCGGUGUUCUGCGUUUGAUUCCACCACUACACCCACCUACAGCACGCGUGACAAUUUCAGGAAAAGUGCACUGUGUAAAGGCCUAUACUCGUUGAAACCAAUUGCAACAAUGUUGACUGUCAACACUCCAAGCAUAUUGUUGCUAUUACUCAUUACUGUAGCCUAUUGUCAAAGGCAUCAGUGAAAUGCGGUGGGCGAAGUCAAACGCAGGACACAGAGCUGAUCAGAAAACGUACUUUACUAGAAAGUAAUCUGAGAAUACACAAUCUCCACACAGGGAGGAAAUAACCCGCACACUAAAGACAGCCGAUAACAAUAACAAUCACACACAACACACAGUGUAAGACAGAGGGUUAAAUAGGGAAGACAAUACUACAUAAUGGGAAACAGGUGUAACCAAUCAAGACAGAACAAGUCGAACAUAGAAACAUAGAUCGGUAGCAGCUAGUACUCCGGUGACGACGAACGCCGAAGCCUGCCCGAGCAAGGAGGAGGGGCAGCCUCGGCUGAAUCCGUGACAUCUAUGCUAUUUUAAUAAACUGUACAAUCCACAAUGUACCAGGAAGAGAAUAUUCCGUGCCCCCGGCCGAAUUGGAGUUGAUGACAACUAAUUUACUGUCAAUAACCUACAGAACUUGAGACAACAGCAUGCAGUAUUAACCCAUGAAACGCAUUGAUUGGCCAGUGAGUGGCCAAGCCCUCGUCACACUUAUAAUUUAUUUAUUCAUCAAAACCCAGCCCUUUCGCGCCCCCGCCAGCUAUUGUGCUCAUAAUUCCUGCAGUGAAAAUAGCCAAAAUAUUUCUGACACACCCCUGGACCUGUAGCACUACUGCCAGCGCUAAGAUUUACCAUUGCGUUAGGUUUGUUAAAGUAGAGCCCAGAGAGUAGGGACUUAUUAUGUUAGUAUGAACAAAUAUGGGGAGUUAACCCUUUAUGGUACAUUGUCAUGUUAAGCCGCUUCAGCAAUUAGCCAGACAUGCAAAUGUUAUUGAUGGUGUGCAGUAUAUUGAUCAACUUACAUUUCCACAGAGACUGUCAUGUUGUUGGAUAAUAACCUUGUGUUUCUGAUUUGUCAGGGUGGUGUGAACACAGGCCUGCGUCAUGGAGGUGUCUACAUCCAAAGCCUAGUCUGUGGAGGGGCCGCUGAGCAAGAUGGCCGCAUCCAGUCAGGUACAGUAUAAUGCUGAACAAGCUCUACUCUUACAGCACCUGAAAUAAUAAUGACAUCAGAAGAACAUUAUACUGGAUUAUUGCUGCACAAAUUCAAUUUAGAUGAGAUUGAGAUGAUGAAUCGGCAGUGUGUGUGUGUGCCUGUGUGUGUGUGUGUGUGUGUGUUUGUGUGUGCGCAUCUAACAGGUGACCGACUACUGAAAGUUGAUGGAAUCAGUUUUCAAGGGUUCACAUAUCAGCAGGCUGUGGAAUGUCUGGCGAGAACAGGAAAGGUAAAGGAACAUCAGCAUCUCCGCUGCAACACCAGGGCAAGGCAACACCAUCAUAGUUUUGCUUCUGUGUUGGCCUUUAACUGAACUGUGUAUAAAAACUAUGAGUGCCAACAAACACUGACAUUUUAACAUGUGUUCUGAUUGUGUGCUGUUUGUCUUGUGCAAUGUGUAUGUACCUGUAUAUACGGUACACUCUUAGAACAAAAGGUGCUCUCUAGAACCUAAAAUAGUUAUUUGGCUGUCCCCAUAGAAGAACCCUUUGAAGAACCAUUUUUGGUUCCAGGUAGAACCCUUUUGGGUUCCAUCUAGAACCCUUUCCACAGAUGGUUCUACCUGGAACCCAAAAGGGUUCUACCGGGAACCAAAAAGGGUUCUCCUAUGGGGACAGCCGGAGAACCCUUUUGGAAGCCUUUUUUCUAAGAGAGUAAUUUAAAACUAGUUUCUGAAAGGUACAGACUAAUGAGAGGCAUAAACUGUUGUUUGUCUUUAUUUAACCGUUUCCUGUCCUACUGUAGGUGGUGACCCUGGUCCUGGAGAGGGAGAACAUGAACACCCUGCCCAGGGUGUCUCUGAGCCCAGACACAGGGUGCAGUCUAAUGGGGGGCAGCCUCUCCCCUCAGAGUUCCCACCUGGACAUCACCCAGAUGAGGAACAACAGCUGCCCUACCAUCAUCACCCCCUUCUUGGUCAGGCAUAAGGACUACAGCUUCGUGUCUGACGGUAAGGGAUAGUAUAUCAUCGACAAGGGAACUUUAGUGUAAGGGGAACACUGGUGCUUUGAGGGACUGAGCUCAGAAGCAUUGUCCGUCAUGGAGGAGGGAUUAGAAAUCAUGCUACAUCAGCCAGACGAACUGGAGAAAUCUGCUUAAACAAACUGACAAAAAUGACCAGCAGAUGGUGUAAAAAUAAGUAAGCACACCCACUGACAGGCAACUAAACCAUCUUAUCGGUAUAGUGUGAGUGAAUACAGUCGGUCUAUUAGGCUUUUGUGAGAGAGAAUGUUACCUUUGACAGCUACCCAGUCUGGAUCCACGGUCCAAGCCUCCAAGGUGAACUCUGACACACUUCAAUCCCCUAAUCCCUCCACCCUACAGGGAACACUUUGGAGGUGACCUUGAAGAAGAGGCUGAAUGGCUUGGGCUUCAGCUUCCUGGUCCCUGAGCUCAACAGCUCGAAAGGAGACUCAGGCAGUAGUCUUGUCCGGAUCAAGAAGCUUUUCCCUGGCCAGCCAGCGGAGGAGAGCGGGCGGAUCCAGGAGGGAGACGUCAUCCUGGCAGUCAAUGGAGAACCGCUGAAAGGAUUGUCCUACCAGGUAAAUAUAGACGCAGAACGGUGUGACGUAAUACGAUUGUUCAACUGUAGCUACAACUGUGAGUUAGCAUACUGUAUAUGGGGUGGGAGCAUUGGAAGACAUAGAUGUUGUGGAAAUGUAGUGUGAGAGAAAGGGUUUUUGUUUCACUCAGUGUGAUUGAUUUGUUCAAUAGUUCUGUAUCACCACUCAUUAUCUUAUGGGCUUAUAAGGCUUAUUAUACAUUGUUAUGGUCAUUUAUCCCCUGAGAUAAAUGUUUUGUUCUGUUGCAUCAAGCCAAGCCAAUAUGGCGACUUGGAUAUUAAUUUACUGUACAUUCAAUCCUAUUGUGGUGGAUCCAAGAGUACUUAGAUUCAAUGUACCUCGGUAACACAUGGAUGGGAUUAAUAAGUGAAGGUCUAAGAACACAGUGUACAAAGCUCUUCUUAGCUCUUCUCAGUGGUCUAACGGUCAGUGCUAUCCGGGAUCCUUGGGACAUCCCUACCCUAAAGGCUUACCCUAACCCUAACCCCUAAACUAAACUAACCUUAACCAUAACACUUACCUAAUCCUAACCCUUACGUAACCAUUUAACAUUUUAACUUCAAUCCAGAAUAGCAUGGACCUAACCCAUCAUUCCAUAAUUGCCUGUCUGUGGAUGUGACAGUGAGUGACAGUUCUCUCUCUGGCCUGUAGAGGGUGGUCACGCUGCUGAGAGGCUCUCCUUCUGAAGUCCGGUUGUCUCUGUGCCGUCCUGCUCCAGGUAAACACAUCUACACAUCCGGACGCAGGUUGACGUUUAUUGCCAUGAGUCUUGUCCUGGAGGCAGAUCUGAGCGAUUUCCUCUUAGAUAGGCCAGCUGCAAAGUAGAAAUAGGUUAUAUUCAUGAAAUCUAAAAUUAGCUUUUUAGUCUUCAUUUAAGGUUAGUGUUAGGCAUUAGGGUUAGCAGUGUGGUUAAGGUUAGGGUUACGGUUAAGGUUAAGGUUUAAAAUGUUAUGACUUUCUGGCUGUGCCAGCUAGUGACCACUCUGCAGAGCUGCCCCCAGAACAAGAUUCAUGACAAAAAACACUAACCUGCUAACCUUUUCCUUUCACAAAGUAAUGUCAGAAUAGCUUUAAUUCAUUUAAAUGUUAGCUUUUAUAAGACACAUUUUCAUCUUUCACACUUAAAGAAUUUGCCUUUUUAUGCAGAGGCUAUAAUAUCAAACUGCAUGUAUUUGUAUUUUUCAUUCCUUCCUCUUCCAUUUGUAUAUCUUCCAAGGAAUUCUGCCUCCCAUUGAAACGUUGCUUGGCACCUGAGUGAUGUCACACCACAGUACGUGAGCACCAAUGGAAGUUCAGAAUAUACUUCCUGAAAGACAGACAUGAGAUCUUCAGGGAGCAGGACAGGGGAAGAUCUGUCCAGAGGAGAGGGCAGGACAGGGGGAGAUGCCUGGCCCUCCCUACCCUGCAGCAGAGCCCUGGGCCUGGCCUGACGGACUACAGAACCCACCUGGAUGGUGGGUGGGUGGUCAGUACCAGCACUGCAAGACAUAUCACAAGAUACCUCAUAAUGUCAGAUUCAGUUUAAAGACUGCAAAAAUGUGCCCUGAAUAUUUAUGAAAUUAUUAUUUUCAGCAUCACUGCAUUCUAUGAGUCAGAGGUGUUGGAUGAGUCGCCCCGCAGACAAGAACCAACUGAGUCACGCUACAACAGCCAGGAUGCACUGCUGAGGUCAACUCAUGUGAGGUGA
Coregonus sp. 'balchen' is the source of this 22184-nucleotide messenger RNA. The record is from the annotation of a GenBank genome assembly. NCBI's taxonomy places the organism in Eukaryota, Metazoa, Chordata, Actinopteri, Salmoniformes, Salmonidae.